AUGGCGCUGAGGACAGUGUGUCGCGUCUUGGCUCAACCUCAGAGAUUUGCAAUUCUGUCCUUCGCCCGAGCUCAGGGAACUGCAGCAUCUGUUAAAUGGGAUGCAGAGAAAGCUGAGAAGUCAAAAGCCCCUAAAGUCGAGUUCAACUGGCGUGAUGCUCUGGACUUGGAAGGCCUCCUGACCGAGGAGGAGGUCCUGAUCAGAGACUCUUUCAGAACCUACUGCCAAGAUAAACUGAUGCCUCGCAUCAUUUUAGCAAACAGAAAUGAAGUGUUCCACAGAGAAAUCGUGUCUGAGAUGGGGGAGAUGGGCGUCCUGGGUCCAACCAUUAAAGGUUAUGGCUGUGCUGGGACAAGCUACGUGGCCUAUGGUUUGAUCGCUAGAGAAGUAGAGAGUGUGGACAGCGGCUACCGUUCAGUCAUGAGUGUGCAGUCGUCGCUGGUCAUGCAUCCCAUUAAUGCCUAUGGCACUGAGGAGCAGAAGCAGAAGUACCUGCCCAAGCUGGCUCGUGGAGAGAUCCUAGGUUGUUUUGGCCUGACAGAGCCAAAUCACGGCAGUGACCCAAGCAGCAUGGAGACGAGAGCAAAGUACAACCCGUCCAGCCGCACCUACUCCCUUACUGGCUCCAAGACAUGGAUCACCAACUCCCCCGUGGCGGACAUCGCAGUGGUGUGGGCAAAAUGUGAUGACGGGAAGAUUCGCGGCUUUAUCUUAGAGCGAGGCAUGAAAGGCCUGUCCACUCCUAAGAUUGAGGGCAAGUUUUCACUGAGAGCAUCCGCCACUGGCAUGAUCCUCAUGGAUGAGGUGGAGGUUCCCGAGGAGAAUCUGCUUCCCUAUGUGUCUGGCCUAAAGGGUCCAUUUGGCUGCUUGAACAAUGCUCGUUAUGGCAUCGCUUGGGGUACACUGGGAGCUGCAGAGUUCUGUUUCCACACAGCUCGUCAGUACACACUUGACAGGAUCCAGUUUGGAGUACCACUUGCACGGAACCAGCUAAUGCAGAAAAAAAUGGCUGACAUGCUGACAGAGAUCACCCUUGGACUGCAGUCCUGUCUGCAGCUGGGAAGACUCAUCGAUGAGAAAAAAGCGGCUCCAGAAAUGAUCUCCAUGCUGAAGAGGAACAGUUGCGGUAAAGCCCUGGACAUUGCGAGACAGGCCAGAGACAUGCUGGGAGGAAACGGCAUUGCAGACGAGUACCACAUCAUCCGCCAUGUCAUGAACUUAGAGGCCGUCAACACUUAUGAAGGUACACACGACAUCCACGCAUUGAUCUUGGGUAGAGCAAUCACUGGACUACAAUCCUUCACUGUGGACAAAUGA
Molecule: messenger RNA, 1317 nt
Organism: Nerophis lumbriciformis (worm pipefish)
Lineage: Eukaryota; Metazoa; Chordata; Actinopteri; Syngnathiformes; Syngnathidae
Source: RefSeq, a predicted model, not a curated record